Molecule: messenger RNA, 786 nt
Organism: Aaosphaeria arxii CBS 175.79
Lineage: Eukaryota; Fungi; Ascomycota; Dothideomycetes; Pleosporales
Product: DUF924-domain-containing protein
Exons: 1
Coding region: 1-786 (261 amino acids)
Molecular function (GO): protein binding
Source: RefSeq, a predicted model, not a curated record
AUGGGCUCCUUCACACUUGAUAGAACUAUAUUCAAUUCCGAAUUGUAUGAUCGAGUUCGAGACAUUUGGUUCGAGGGACAUCCACUUGAUGCUAAAGAAGUCAGCAUCCCAGUAUUGCGACGAUGGUUCAUGGGCACCCCCGAAGAGAAAGUCGAAUUUGACAGCAUAUGCCGUGAGAAUUUCAAACAUGCUUUGGAGGUCAUUGGUCCUGAGAAGUUCCCAAGCCCAACGGCGGAGCCUUUCUUACGUCAAAUCGAGGAAGUUGUCCAAAAUGAUACAACCCCUGAUGGAUCGAAGGCUGCGUGGACGACACUCAGCAUGGUACUACUCCUCGAUCAAAUGACUCGCAAUAUAUUCCGCGACAAAAGUGGCCUCGCGAAGGUCUAUAGUCAUUACGACCAAAUAGCGUAUUCGUUGAUCCUUCACCUCCUGUCCUCUGACAGUCCAAUUCAGAGACCGGAUCUCCAUCCGCAAUGGCGAGUGUCCGUUGCGCAUAGACAGUGGUUCUUCCUUCCCUUGAUCCAUUCCGAGAACAUUGAAGCACACAACAAGGCAUCGGAGAUUAUGGCAAAACUCAAAGAAGAUAUCGAGAGUGAGGGGGUCGAACGACAGAGUCAAUUUUUAGAGCAAGGUCUGAAAGCGGAAAGAGAGCACAGGGAAAUCCUGGACAGAUUUGGUCGAUACCCACAUCGUAACCUCGCCCUCGGGCGAAAAUCCACAGCUGAGGAGGAACGAUUUCUUGCAGAAGGCGGCGCCACCUUUGGUGUUGCUCAAGCAAAAAAAUAG